AUGGGCUACAUCGGCGUCUCCCUCAUCAUCGCCUCCGUCGUCUGGGUCAUCGUCGCCCCUCCGCCAUGGAUACACCCCUUCAUGCCGCCCUUCCUCCUGACCUGGCGUCCCUCCCCAUCCCUCCCGCCGCCGCCAAAGACACGCUCGAGUCCCCCGCCGGACGAUGACAAGAACCCAAGCAACGGCGCCGCCGGCCCCGACGAGCAAAAGCGCACCGCAGCCGCACCUGCCCCGCCAUCCAUCAACUUCCCCGAAGACCCCGACCCGACACCGGCACCGGCACCGAAGAACGACGCCCUCGCCAUGCCUCCUCCUCCCACGAUCAUCCGCCGUCCGAACGCGGCCCCGACGCCGGUGAUAUCAGAGCCAGAGGAGGAACAAACAACACCCAAAGCCAACCCCUCCACCCCCGCCGGCCCAACCGUCCCCUCGUUCUCCCUCAACGAGCCCUCCACCGGCCUCACCACAGGCGCGAACCCGACCCCGACCCUCGGCCUCGGAAGCAUGCCGCCCCCUCCGGCACCCGGGCGCGGCAGCAUGCCUCCUCCCCCGCCUCUAUUCAACAACACCUCGACGAACUCCCUCCCAGGCCGCGGCAGCAUGCCCCCACCACCAUCCUCCUCCUCACGAGGUCCCGUCCCACCCCGCCUCGCCGCCUUCCCAGCCGCAAACUCCCCCCAACGCGCCCGCGGCCCCGUCCCCAACCGCGGCCCUGCCCCCUCCUCCUCCUCCUCUUCGCUCCUACCACCGCCAACACACUCCGCCAAACCCUCCAAACCAAGCCGCAAAGUAAUCCUCGCGCCCGGCCACUCCCCGCUCGACUGGGCGCGCAUCUCCGGCCCCAACGCCGACCUGCGCAACCUCCCCCCCUCCACGCCCUACCUCAAAGUCACCCCCUCCAUGCUCAAGAAGAUGACCGGCCGCAAGGGCAAGGACGCCUGGAUGGCCCUCGGCGGCCGCGUCUACAACAUCACACCCUACCUGCCCUACCACCCCGCCGGCGAGCCCGAGCUGCUUCGCGGCGCCGGGCGAGAUGGCACCAAGCUGUUUGGGGAGAUCCACCCCUGGGUCAACUACGAGACUAUGCUUUCGGCGUGUUUGGUCGGGCUGCUAGUAGACGAGGAAGAAGGCGCGAAGCCGAGCGCCAUGGAUGAGAUGGAUUAA
Colletotrichum siamense is the source of this 1164-nucleotide messenger RNA. RefSeq names its product Cytochrome b5 reductase 4 (gene cyb5r4). Gene Ontology annotation, molecular function: heme binding. The coding region runs from base 1 to 1164 and encodes 387 amino acids. NCBI's taxonomy places the organism in Eukaryota, Fungi, Ascomycota, Sordariomycetes, Glomerellales, Glomerellaceae. The transcript has a single exon. The record is from RefSeq and is a predicted model, not a curated record.